AUGGUGAAAGGUCUAUGGAGUAGGAUUACUCCGUCGGUUUUAAAGUGGGCGGCAUUCUAUGAUGAAGCUCUUACGAGAAAGAGGAGUGGUCAAAACCAUUAUGAUGUUCUUCAAGAAGCUCACUUAUUUCACAAUAAGAAACAUGGUAGGUUCCUUCUUGAACAUGCUUGGAUAAUGAUGAAAAUAUUUCCUAAAUGGAUGGCCACGGUUAAGAAGUCAUUGGAAAAUCCACGUGGUCGUCGCAAAGCUCCACAAGAAACUGUGGAUUCACCUAGAAGCAGGAGUAGUAGUAAAAGGUCGAGAGUUGAUGGACGUGAUUCAAUGCCUAACACACCUACCAGUGGUGAAGAAUGUGAAGUGAAAAAACGACCCGAAGGUGAGAAGAAGGUAAAGUCCAGGCUCAAGGGUGUGGCUGGUGAAAUAAUUGAGUGUUUCAAUUCAUUUAAUGAAAGACUUCGGCUCCAUUUAGAGUUUAGGAGUAGACAUACUGAAAGAGAAAGGGAAAUGUUGGAGGUCCAAAAAGAGAAGGUUGCUCUAAAGAAACAACAAAUGGAGGUGGCAACUAGAAGCUUAAACUUGCAAUAG
This is a messenger RNA of Beta vulgaris subsp. vulgaris (sugar beet), 585 nucleotides long. RefSeq lists its product as uncharacterized. The coding region runs from base 1 to 585 and encodes 194 amino acids. Lineage: Eukaryota; Viridiplantae; Streptophyta; Magnoliopsida; Caryophyllales; Amaranthaceae. The transcript has a single exon. The record is from RefSeq and is a predicted model, not a curated record.